ACGGCUGCCGUCUGCUCGCGCCACGGAGGGUGGAGGGCAUUUCGACUACCGGGCGCCGGCACCACCGCGAAAUUCCCGUGCCAGUCGCCGCGGGGGGCUCGCCGGUCUCGCACGCCUGGGAAGAUAGCUUGGGCAGACAGCAGUCGAUGGCGCUCUGCUUGCUGCGGUGGCUGGCUGCAUUAUGCAAGAGCAAUCUCUGCUCGCCUGCCGCUGCUGGCGGUCUUCAGUCUGUUAUUUCUCCACUUGGCCGCUGCUCCCGCGGCAGCCUCUCCGUCUCUGCUCCGGCGACGCUUGGCCGCCGCAUCGUGGCCCGCCAUUCGGCUUUGUCAUAAAAACCCCCAACUGCCGUGCAGGCAGAGUCGGUAGCGCCUCACCUGCGAAGAGCCAUGGCCCCAUGCCCGCGAGUCGUGCAUCGGAAGUGCCCCCCGCCGCCGUCCCCCCAAGCCUCAGAAUGGGGGUUGCCGUGUUGCUCAUGCACUGUCGAACCUUGCACGGGCGGGUGCCAUAUCCGGCACGGACGCCAAUACAAUAUCGGCUGCGCGACGGCAGGGAGGACGCUGGUCCAGCGAGAAUUCCGCAGCUGGCGGCUGUCGUUGCAGAAGAGGGUGUCCUUGACGCCGAAGUCAACAGAGAGACUUUGGCUGUACUUGCCGCCAGACGGACCGCCAGACGGACCGCGUCCGUCUUGUGUACAGACAGCUACUCCGCACUAGGGGUCCGUUUCAAGGCGGGCCUGGCUGCCACACCCCUCUCCGUCGAGGCGCUCCUCUCCUCACUCCUCACAAGCCCCUCACGAUACCCCAGUCGCCCCAGUCGCCCCAGUCGCCUAGUCUUCACAUCUAGACCGAGCCGUGCCCGCUGACUGGCCAGCUAGCUGGAUGCUGACUGUGAUUCCAUGUGCAUACCCGGAGUCAUGGAUGCUAGCGCGGCCUCGAUACACCCAGGCAUCGUGA
Messenger RNA from Lasiosphaeria miniovina, 953 nucleotides. RefSeq lists its product as uncharacterized. NCBI's taxonomy places the organism in Eukaryota, Fungi, Ascomycota, Sordariomycetes, Sordariales, Lasiosphaeriaceae. The record is from RefSeq and is a predicted model, not a curated record. The transcript has a single exon. Bases 182 to 862 code for a protein of 226 amino acids.